AUGGCAACGCGAGAAACGCCCUUUGCAGGAAAAUAUGGACAUCCUCAAGGCCCAGGUCACGAAAUACUCAGGGAGUGGCUCCCUUUGAAGAAAAGUGGAUUGACACCGGCCUCACCAAGUGUAGUCGAUUGGAGAAAGUUGGUGUCAGCAGAUAGGCAUAGGGCAUUAGAAGAUUACCAGAGAACGAGAUUUUGGGGGUUUACUGCUCAUGAGUUAGAACAAAUUGGAGCACUGGCAGAUAUUAGGCCAGGUAAAUGGGAUUCCGAUUCAACAACUGGACGGGUUGACCUUGGCACGGUUCCGAUACACCCUAUCUUUGAGAGGCAACAUUGGGAAAGAGAAGAUGUGAUACCAUUACAUUUUCCCAAACAUCCAUAUGGAGAUGGCAACAAAUUCUGGGAGAUCAAAGGCAACGAUGAAAUAUGGGAGGCAAUACAACCCGCUCUCAAGAUUGUCACUCUUGUGCUGUCAAACGUCGCUACUUGGCAGUGGUUCGAUGCACUACUCAAUGGCAUGUACCAGAAAAUACCUGAUGAUGAACUACCUGCCGAAAUCAGAGGGUCUGAUUACUGGCGUUUUUAUCCUUCAAACCUCUUCAACUAUCAGGAGCGAACUGCUACGUUCAAUGAAUUCUUAAAUGAAAUAGUAGGUUCAAUAACUUGGGGCUUCGGAAUAGGACAAGUCUCCUUAGAAUGUUUUCCCCAAGAUGGGACCUAUACCAACGGUAUAACAGUUGGCCCUAGAAAUUCGGUAUUGAAUCUCAAGGGCACUACUUUCAUUUUAAUUGCUCAUGAUAUAGUCGAACCACUGUUGAAUCCAAACUUGCUGCCGGAAGAUAGAGCGCUAAACACCUUUCACAUCGUCUCUGUGGUAUUACACGAACUCACGCAUGCAAUGGUUACCUAUCUAUCAGCGAAAAUGAAAGGUUCAGAUUCGAGAUAUGACGGGGAACCUUAUUUCAUGGACGAGCCGAUUGCUGAGACUGGAUUCUCUAUGCAAUCAUCCGUGUUUGGAGGAAUCGACAUCCCACUAGUCAGCGGUUUGGAUCUCCCGGGCAAAUCCUGUGGAGGAAUAGUUCAUGUGUGGUUUGGUGGAGUCUCUGGAGGUCCUAUGCUUCCCCCGUCAGAAACUCAGAAAUUGUGGGAUAUCAGAGCGUGUUAUCCAGUACCUGUAGAUUGGUUCAUGGGGCUACAUGAUCAAAAUUUCUGGGGUUUUUACUUACGAGCUUUCGGUCCCAAGGCCACACACAUGGGUCCGAAGAUUAAUUUUAAAAGCGAUCAACUAUAUGCAACAGCUCCUAAAGGCGAUGAAGACACCUCUUAUCUCGAUGUGCCAUCAUUAGCACGAGAAUCUGAGAUGGUGUCAGUUUAUAUAGAAAAUGCGCGUCGGAGAAGGGUUAAAAAAAUCAUGGAGAGGGCUCAGAAUAUAAGUCCAAAGCAGCCAGGGCAUUAUCACUAUUCGCAACGAGUAGCCCUGAAAGAUAAAGCUCCAUACUCGGGUCAAACUUGUCCAAGAUACGAUGAGAUCAAGAAAUAUUUUGAGGAUAACAGAACCGCUUUGGGACUAGGAGCCAUGAAAUUUAUCAUACCUUCACCCUUAUUAAGAAGUUAUGUUGUACGCCAUGGUGGAAUCAACCUCACAAAUUUAGAAUGGACAAACUUUUUCGUGGUAGCUAAUGGUCAUAAGGAAAUGUUCACUCACGCCGGACAUGGAAUGAUUGGCUUAAUCAAAGAUGGCUGGAGGAGACCAGAAAUUCCAAUAGGACCUAAACGUCAACCGUCACUACUGCGUCGAGUGUCAACCAGACUUCAAUCUCCUGCUUCAAAGUCCAAGCGUGAUCAACUGCAGCCGCCAAGCGAUAAACUAGCAAAAGUAUUCGCAAUUGUCUGCUCUGCUGUACUUAAAAAGGUUGAUCCCCUAGAAGCAACAUUAGAUUUCUGCAAGAACAAUUUUCGGGAAACGUGUAACGCUGCUUGGGGAUUAAACAGGAGUCUCCUCGAGAGAAAGGGUUAUGAGAUUCCGGAUCUGCCAAAUGGAUUUCCAGAGGGUUCAAGUCAUCUUGAUAGAUGCAUAUAUUGGUCGGACUUGUUUGAUAAUGAGGCUCCAGAAGGAAUGGUUAGAAGAAUGAGAUUCGAGGAACCAGCGCUUAUAGAGCCAGAACUACGUGGCAGGAAAAAGUUGUGGAAGAAGUGUGUGUUUCAAAGUCAGGCUGAGAGAUAA
Messenger RNA from Botrytis deweyae, 2220 nucleotides. RefSeq lists its product as uncharacterized. The coding region runs from base 1 to 2220 and encodes 739 amino acids. NCBI's taxonomy places the organism in Eukaryota, Fungi, Ascomycota, Leotiomycetes, Helotiales, Sclerotiniaceae. The transcript has 13 exons. The record is from RefSeq and is a predicted model, not a curated record.